Caenorhabditis angaria is the source of this 917-nucleotide messenger RNA. NCBI's taxonomy places the organism in Eukaryota, Metazoa, Nematoda, Chromadorea, Rhabditida, Rhabditidae. The record is from the annotation of a GenBank genome assembly.
AUGCCCGAUACACUCAUCAAUAUCAACGAUUCCAAUCUUCCCGCCGCUCCACCCGCAUCAACACCAAAGGCUGACAUCGACAGAGUAAUCGAGAAAUGGGAGCCAAUAAUCAAGAGAAAGACAACAAGUCUAGUUCUGACCGAAAAACAACAAGAGCAUUCAAUCAAUGCUCGACCAUAUAUUACGAUUCUUUUCACGAUUCUACAGGUGAGUUUUGGUUAAAUAUGAAAUACUUCGUGAUUUUCCAUCUCACAGGUUUAUUUGACUUGGAAGUAUAACUUUCGCUACGGUGACAAAAGAAAUGCUGAGCUCGCAUUCAUCCGAUUUGUAGAAACUAUGAUCGUCAAUAUUUUCAUCGGAAUUCCAACUGAAGUUGCGCAAGGUUCAACAACACUAUUUGUUUUUUAUAUGGUAGCUUUUGCGUAUCCACAAAUCGUUGUUAGAAUGGUUUUGGACGAUUUUUGGCUUCGCGAUAAUCCAAUCGGUUUCGCGCUUGCCGGCCUUCACCUAAUCAAUAUUAUUCGUGUACGUUAAAAUUCCACAGAUUCAUUCUUCUCUUUUUCGACAACAUUUUACAGAACUGGUCAACAUUCCCAUACAAAUACGCUCAAAUCCUCUUCCUGUUCGCUCUAACACUUCCCAUAGAAUUCAUGGAUGUUUACGAAAGUGUCAAGAGAUACGAUUCAAUAUGGCGUACUCAAUUGGUUGAUCAAACAAUCUUGUUUUCGGGGCUCUUCGCUGGCAUUUUGUUGGGAUUUUUCUGGAUUUAUCGAAACAAAGAGGAGGACAAGCCGGAAACCGCUUGGAAGAAUUAUACAAUUAUUCUCUCCAUUUUGACAAUUUAUCUUCUUAUCAACGAAUUUUCGGGAAUUCAUUUGAAAUAUCAAGAAAUUACCGUUUUACGCUUUGGAAAAUGA